Messenger RNA from Arachis ipaensis, 939 nucleotides. Lineage: Eukaryota; Viridiplantae; Streptophyta; Magnoliopsida; Fabales; Fabaceae. The record is from RefSeq and is a predicted model, not a curated record.
AUGACCAGUAAUAGUCCAUACAUAGUUGUGCUUGUUUAUCCCAACUGUCGUAUGAGAAAUGGCGACAACAGAGUGACAUUUGAGUGUGAGGAUCCGAUAUUGUUUCGCACUCAGCGUGUGAAAACAUUGUCGGAUUUGAAGAGUUUGAUAUUGAACAAGCUCGAUGGAACACAAGCGAGGAAAAUCGGAAGGGUGACGUAUAGGUUGCUGGCACCCAUAGGUAACAGAGUCUUCCGGUUUCGACUAUUCCGACUUCAAGGGGACGAGCAUGUGCGACUGAUGUUCGAUAUCCAUGGGAGGAUCAUGGUGGAGCAGGUAAUGGAGCUUUCUGCAGAGGUGGGACACAGUGGUGGUGGGAGUUCCGCACACUCAACCUAUGUACAGGACGACCGACCUCUCGCACCACCGCCCAUUCAUGUCGCCAUUCCAGUAGAUGAGGCAGAGGAGAGCAAGGAGGAGUCGGACGAGGAUUACAUGGCGGACAGUGCGGACAGCGACUCGUCCGAUAGUGGGGAUGAGGAUGAGUUUGUUCCGGAGACACUUGUCCAGACUGUGGUGCGCCAUGUCCUGCCUCCACCUCACCCAAUUCCGCCGCUAUCGACAAUGCCAGCUCACUAUCACAGUCUGGAUCUGGACGCCAUGCAUGAGAGGACUCCGUUUCCUGACACAGGUGAAGAGGAUUACAACCUAGACGGCGGUGUAGAGUUUCAGUGCCGUCAAGCUGAGAAUGGGUGUCAAUGGAGCUUCCGUGUAGCCCUUCGUCAGAACAUCGGAUACUGGGAGGUUUGGAGGGUUGGUGGUGUGCACAGUUGUCUAGCACCCACCAUGUCUCAAGACCAUCGUCAAUUAGACAGCAAUCUGCAGGAUCAUCUUGCCGUUGAUUCAGUCCAACCCCUCUGUAAGCAUUCCGGUUUUGCUUGGAUAAUGAAAUGGGCCUGA